CGCGGUACACACACAUAAGCAAUCAUUGUCAGCUUCUUAUUUAUUUCUUUCUUGGCUCUUCAUCAUCUCGCUCUGUUCACAAACUCUUUAAACAGAACAAAAACAUUUAUAUCAUCAAGAAAUGGGAAAGAAAGAUGAGAAAGUCGAAGCUGUUCUUCAUAUACUCUGGAAACAAUCUCCACUCACUCUUAAACAAGAGAAGUUCUGUAACAAAGAGUGCGUGGAGAGAUUCUUGAAAGGGAAAGGAGACAAUGUGAAAAAAGCUGCUAAGCAACUAGUUUCAUGUCUUUCUUGGAGACAAGACAUUGAGAUUGAGCGGUUAGGGGCAGAGGAAUUCUCGACGGAGCUAUCUGACGGUGUAGCGUACAUCGCCGGCCAUGACGGAGAUUCAAGACCCGUUAUAAUGUUCCGUUUCAAGAAUGAUUACCAUAAGUUGCGUACUCAUAAGCAAUUUUCGCGUUUGGUGGCGUUCACGAUGGAGACUGCAAUAUCGAGCAUGUCCAGAAGCGCGGAACGGAGCGUUGUUAUUCUCUUCGAUGCAAGCUUUUUCAGCUCAUCGUCUGCAUUUGCAAAUCUGCUUUUGGCGACCCUAAAGAUUAUUGCAGAUAAUUACCCAUGCCGACUUUACAAGGCCUUUAUCAUUGACCCUCCCUCUUUUUUCUCUUACAUUUGGAAGGGUGUACGUCCUUUCGUGGAGCUAUCAACGCUCACAACGUUGAUCUCUUCGCUAGACUAUGACGAGCAGCUAGACAUCAGCCACGUUUCAUUAGCAUCAUCAUCAUGUCCUAGAUCCGCCUCUCUACGUUUCGAUGCAUCUUCGGUUAAAUCAACGGCCACGAGUGGUUCAGCGUCUUCAAGAUUCGCCUUCACCGUAUCUCAUAACUCCUUGAAACCGUGGUACCUUUCAUUCACCGACACGGCUCCUCUUAACGCAGCAGUCUCAACCGCAGGCUCUAAAGUGUCUCCGAUCAGCGUGCGGUCGAUGUCUUUCGCGUCUCCCGCGGCGCGUGGCUUAAGAGACGCGAGACAACCCGCAUGCAUGAGAAAGAGUGUGUUUCCCUCGACGCCGUUGCCGGAGAAAACAUACCGGAAAACACCACGUCCGUCGUUCUUUCAGUCUCCGGCGAUGUUUUUUCGCGGGGAGAAAAAUGUGGGCGGAGGCGAGAAGUCAUCACGUGAAGCGUUCGUACCGUAUCUGAAGUUUUACCGGAGACCGUACGAUGAGACGGCCUAUAGGUCGAAACUAAGGGGUCCACGUGGAUUUGUGUCGGUCGUGUCUUCGCACGUAAGAUGUCGUCAUGCGUCUUUAUCUCAACGGUACUAGCUAGGCUCUAGCUAUAACGUUAAAAUGAUGAGAUCGAGGAAUAAAGUAUAUACUAUUAUUAAUUAGAAAGUACUACAUUUAAUCUGUUCCACCACUCUAUAUUGUAGACUAGCUGCUUGAUUACGAUGAUGAUAU
Messenger RNA from Eruca vesicaria subsp. sativa (arugula), 1459 nucleotides. Lineage: Eukaryota; Viridiplantae; Streptophyta; Magnoliopsida; Brassicales; Brassicaceae. The record is from the annotation of a GenBank genome assembly.